AUGAUGAUGUCGAGUUCUUGGCAAGCAAGAGAAUCUCACCGAACCUUACGCAUCCUGCUGGAUUUGCAAGUGGCAGUGGAGACCGCCUCCGCACACAGAGCAACACUAGAUGCCAGAGAGUUGCGUCAUUUUGUUGUGCAAGUGCAGACCCGAGAACAGGAUUUAAAGUUUGUGGUUACCCUGGCGAUAUCAUGCAGCGCCGUUAUCAAAGAAAUCCGACGCACUGUGAACACCUUGCAACGCCUGCAGGUACACGCAGAGGACGUCCACGGCGUUGGUUCAUUCGACUGCCGCGAGGUGCGCUUCGUCACUUCACAAAUGAUGCGAAAAGCAACGACAGUGCAUUUCAGUGCUUGUGGAGUGUUUUCUUUGGAUCUUUCAUUGAUCUGCUCCAUAGCCCAGGGCGUGGCUUGCUAUAUUAUCAUUCUGGUGCAGCUGGAAUCAUCAAAUAGACCUACUUAAUGAUAAUCAAUUUAACACACGAAAAACCAUAGCAUCAAUACAGGACAUAUUAUACAAUAAAAAGCGAACUCUAUGGAUUCUGUAUUGUAACAACAAUUGAAAUAUUAGAUUGUACAAAACCACUUUUAAUUCAUCACAUUUGAAAAUAAAUGUGUUUUUUUUUUCUCUUCAAAGGAAGUUCCCGUACAUGAGAUUCUCUUGUGCGCGGCGCAUCCAAAUAGUAAGAGUCCUUGACGCUAGCAGACCGUACAUUGCGAAGGUCUGUAUGCGUGCUAAAGAGAGUAAUCGUAAGCGUGAGAUAUCUCUCCCCGAUUCCCGUCAAUAGCCAAGUAAGAGGAAUGAAUUUAUUGAUUGAAUUAUUAGUGAUUUCUGGAAUUAACAUUGCUAAGAUCAUUGGUCC
Messenger RNA from Gryllus bimaculatus (two-spotted cricket), 862 nucleotides. The record is from the annotation of a GenBank genome assembly. NCBI's taxonomy places the organism in Eukaryota, Metazoa, Arthropoda, Insecta, Orthoptera, Gryllidae.